Messenger RNA from Lathyrus oleraceus (garden pea), 381 nucleotides. RefSeq lists its product as uncharacterized. Lineage: Eukaryota; Viridiplantae; Streptophyta; Magnoliopsida; Fabales; Fabaceae. The transcript has a single exon. The record is from RefSeq and is a predicted model, not a curated record. The coding region runs from base 1 to 381 and encodes 126 amino acids.
AUGCACGACGGAGAUGAAAAAAUUAAUAGGAUAAAGUUGCAGACGUUGAGAAAGCAAUUCGAGAUGACUAAUAUGAAGGAAGACGAAUCAGUCUCAGAAUUCUUCUUGUAUGUGGUGUUGCUGACGAACCAGAUGAAGGCGUAUGGUGAAUCGAUCAGUGAUUUGCAGAAGAUUGAGAAAGUGCUGAGAUCUUUGACUGCAAAUUUUAAUUACAUUGUCGUGUCCAUUGAAGAGUCCAAGAACCUAGCUGAGAUGAAGGUAGAAGAACUUCAAGCUUCAUUGGAGGCUCAUGAGAUGAGACUGAAGUAUAGGAACUCAAAGAGGGAGAAAGUGGUUGAAUGGGACAUGCAAGCAAGAUUCACAAAGAAAUAUGGGAAAUAA